This is a messenger RNA of Raphanus sativus (radish), 2260 nucleotides long. Its product is annotated as cysteine-rich receptor-like protein kinase 10. Gene Ontology annotation, biological process: protein phosphorylation. The transcript is spliced from 7 exons. Gene Ontology annotation, molecular function: protein kinase activity; ATP binding. NCBI's taxonomy places the organism in Eukaryota, Viridiplantae, Streptophyta, Magnoliopsida, Brassicales, Brassicaceae. Bases 147 to 2135 code for a protein of 662 amino acids. The record is from RefSeq and is a predicted model, not a curated record.
AGCAUAGGGUUACUUUGACGUUGAUUGACUUAUUAUCGUCCUCACAAGAUCAUCAUUGAAACCAGCAAAUAUACCAUCAGAGUGAAACAAAAUCAAUAAUUUCAUAGUAUAUUCAAAGCUUCAAACAAAUCAAAGAAAAUAUACAAAUGUCGGCUUUCACCUAUGUCAUAUUCUUUUUCCUCUUGUCAUCAUCCCUCGCAGUUUGUGCUCAAAACCAUACUUAUGUUUACCAUGACUGUCCGAAUACCACAACUUACUCAAGCAACAGCACUUACUCCACCAAUCUCAGAACCCUUUUGUCUUCUCUCUCUUCCCGCAACGCUUCCUACUCCUCCGGAUUCCAAAACGCCUCAUCCGGACAAGCCCCCGACAGAGUCACCGGACUCUUCCUCUGCCGUGGAGACCUCUCGCCGGAAGUUUGCAGCAGCUGCGUCGCCUUCUCCGUCAACGACUCAUUCACUCGUUGUCCGAAUGAGAGAGAAGCAGUGCUCUAUUACGACGAGUGCAUGCUCAGAUACUCUCACCGGCAUAUUCUCUCGGCCCUCACAAGAGCUGGUGAAAAGGACUCUAGUAAGGAACAGAAGAUUCCAUCUAACCAAUUAGAACGAUUCAGCAAUGUGCUCAUGGCCACCCUGAACCAAGCCGUCACGGAUGCGGUGAAAAGUUCUAGAAAGUUCGAUGCGCGGAAAGCUUAUGUCACAGAAUCUCUGACUGUUUACGGGCUGGUUCAGUGCACUCCCGACAUGACUAGACAAGAUUGUAUGACUUGUCUGCAAAUAUCCAUCAAUCAGUUACCUAUAGACAGGAUCGGAGGAAGAUUUAUUUUGGCGAACUGUAAUUCAAGAUUCGAGACUUACCCGUUCUACAACGAAACCGCCGUUAAAUCCCCACAACCAUCACCACCACCACCACGGGUUUCGGCUCCUGCACGACCUGGGAAAGAUGCGAAAUCAAACGUGUUAGUUGUACCCAUUGUUGUGUCAACUAUAGCGGUUGUUCUGCUUUUGAUAACUGGUUAUUGUUUCUUAACAAAGAGGAAGGAGGAAGCUUAUGGUACAGCACCUGCAACUGAUGACUUUCAUUGUGCAAAAGGAGAUGAAAUAUCAAACCCAGACUCGCUGCAAUUGGACUAUAAAAUAAUUCAAGCUGCAACAAAUGAUUUUUCAGAGAGUAACAAUAUUGGUCGAGGUGGAUCUGGCGAGGUUUACAAGGGUACAUUUCCAAAUGGGACUGAAGUUGCGGUAAAGAGAUUGUCGAAAACUUCAGGACAAGGUGAAACAGAGUUUAAGAACGAGGUUGCAGUUGUUGCAAAGCUUCAGCAUAGAAAUCUGGUUAGGCUUUUUGGAUUUUCUCUAGAAGGAAAAGAGAGGAUACUGGUCUAUGAGUAUGUGCCUAACAAAAAUCUUGAUUACUUCCUCUUUGACCCUGCUAAGGAACGUCAGCUGGACUGGAAUCACCGGUACAAGAUCAUUGGUGGAAUUGCUAGAGGGAUUCUUUAUCUUCAUCAAGAUUCACGACUUACAAUUAUACACCGUAACCUCAAAGCGAGUAACAUUCUCCUUGAUGCGGAUAUGAAUCCGAAAGUUGCUGAUUUUGGAAUGGCAAUGAUCUUUGGAAUGGACCAGACCAAGGAGAGCACAAAGAGGAUAGUUGGUACUUACGGCUACAUGUCUCCUGAAUAUGCGAUGCAUGGCCAGUACUCAAUGAAAUCUGAUGCCUAUAGCUUCGGAGUGUUAGUUCUUGAGAUUGUAAGCGGCAAAAGAAAUAACAACUUCUUUGAGAGAGACGGUGCACGAGACUUGGUCACAUACGCGUGGAAGCUGUGGAGGAACAAGACACCGUUAGAUCUAGUGGCUCCGGUUAUCAGACAUAAUUGCCAGAUAAAUAAAGUGGUUCAAUGCAUCCAUGUCGGUCUUUUAUGUGUGCAAGAAGAUCCUGCCAAUCGUCCAACCUUAUCAACCAUUGUUAUGAUGCUCAGUAGUAACACCGUAACUUUACCAGUGCCUAAGCAACCAAAGUUUUUUGCUCAGAGUAGACCCCAAAAAGAUCUGACUGAUUCAGAACAAUCUACUAAAAGCAACUCUGUCCCUUGGUCGAUUGACGACGCAUUAAUCACUGAAUUAUAUCCUCGUUGAAAUGAAAUGAAAUGCCUAUAGCAAUAUGUGGUAUUGGAGGUUGUUUUAGAAACUUGUUUCGACUGUUUAAUGUUUUGUAUGUAGCUGUAACUAGAAGUAUGUAUGAAAUGUAAGCUAUUUACACA